AUGAAGAUGGAUAAAGAUGAAGAUGAGCCAAAUGAAGAUGAAAAUGAAACAUGUAUGAAGUGAAUGGAUCAUGUAGAAAGGAAUGAUUUUGACCAAUCAAACGACGUCUUCAUUAUCAUCAGAUUGGCCUCACCUGUGUCCUUUGUGGGCGCAGCUGUGUAAAGUAGUGUAACGUACUAUAAAGCUGUGUAAAGUAGCAUAGUGGCUUGUGUACAUGGUUGCGGAGUGAUGGACGAGUCGGCGUUGGAGCGUUACUUUGAUGAGUCCAUUGCAAAUGACUCCUGCUUCCUGGUGGGGGGGCAGCCGGGCCUCCAAAGCCCUGCCUACCCACUUCCAGGUCCCACCUCUUCAAGUCAGGACUCCGGCCACCAGUUGAUGAAGGAGGGGCCGAGCGGAAAGCUGGCCGACGAGCUGGACCUCAGCUUUCUUCCUGAUGAGCUCGGUGUGCAGGACGAAGCAGGUAUGACCUUGGCAAACUGGGCAUGGUCUCAGUGUGUCAACACGUCCCAGGACAGUGGCAUCGGGCUCGACUUUGGUUCACAGAGUUCCGUGGUGACCCCAGACGAACCCUCGCAGGGGUCGUCCACGGUGGCGUUGGCAACCAGUACCACCCUCUUCUGCCCCAUGACCCCCAUGACUCCAAUGACCCCUAUGACUCCCGUGACUGAGAAGUCAGGAAUCAUCCCGCAGCUGCAGAACAUCGUGUCCACCGUCAACCUGGGCUGUCCUCUGGAUCUCAAGUUCAUCGCUCUUCAAGCCAGAAACACUGAGUACAACCCAAAGCGCUUCGCUGCAGUCAUCAUGAGGAUCCGUGAGCCAAGAACAACGGCGCUGAUCUUCAGCUCGGGGAAGAUGGUGUGCACUGGAGCCAAGAGUGAGGAGCAGUCUCGAUUGGCGGCCAGGAAAUACGCCCGCGUGGUACAGAAGCUGGGCUUUUCCGCUCGCUUUCUGGACUUCAAGAUACAGAACAUGGUGGCCAGCUGCGACGUCUGCUUCCCCAUCCGACUGGAGGGACUGGUUCUGACGCACCAGCAGUUCAGCAGCUACGAGCCGGAGCUUUUUCCGGGCCUCAUCUAUCGGAUGGUGAAACCUCGAAUUGUCCUGCUGAUCUUCGUGUCGGGAAAAGUGGUUCUGACUGGAGCCAAAGAGCUUGACGAGAUCUACGAAGCCUUUGAGAACAUUUAUCCCAUCCUAAGAGGUUUCCGGAAGCAGUAA
Molecule: messenger RNA, 1215 nt
Organism: Dunckerocampus dactyliophorus (ringed pipefish)
Lineage: Eukaryota; Metazoa; Chordata; Actinopteri; Syngnathiformes; Syngnathidae
Gene: tbpl2
Product: TATA box binding protein like 2
Exons: 8
Coding region: 229-1215 (328 amino acids)
Biological process (GO): DNA-templated transcription initiation
Molecular function (GO): DNA binding; RNA polymerase II general transcription initiation factor activity
Source: RefSeq, a predicted model, not a curated record